GAGCCCAUCCCACUCACAGCUGCUGUACCAAGCAGUGGGCUUGUCAUGUGUACCGAGUAACCAACAACGGCGUAAACUUUUCAUUUGGAAGAUCGAUCGCAUUUAAUUUGACAGCCAAACACAAAUCGAUACCAUGCUUAGACGGAUACUUCAAAUGACUCCUGGGAAAGGAGGCUCUCAGAACUCUGAGUCAGACCAGCCCAGUGCAGACUUCAACAAUGACCAGACCUCUGAGGGGUUCAUCUGUCCCCAGUGCAUGAAGUCCCACAACUCAGCAGAGGAGCUAUUCAAGCACUAUGAGCUGUACCACGAUUCAGGAGACCAGCCCUCACACAUGGGCCCUGGCCGUGAAGACCUUGUGCUUCUCCGGCAAGAGUUGCAAGAACUGCAGACUUCGCUCAAGGAGGAGAAAUGGUUCUCUGCGGAGUUGAAGAAGGAACUAGACAAAGUGCAAGGACACCUGAAGCAAGGUCCACAGAAUGAUGGCCAGACAGGAUUAGAGGAUUCUGCCUUGGUGAUUAAGCUGAACGAGGCGGAGACAGAGACGUUCAACAUCAAGCAGAUGAAAGACCUGUUUGAGCAGAAGGCUGCCCAGCUGGCCACAGAUAUUGUGGAUGUCAAGUCUCGUUAUGAUGAGGAGAAGAGCUUGAGGGAGGAUGCAGACCAGAGGCUGGCGAACCUGAGCCAGGAGCUGCAGAGAGAGAGGCAGGACAAGGACCGGCUCCACACUGAACUGCUGCAGCGGCCAGGAGUGGAGGACGUGGAGCUACUGCAGAAGGAGCUGAUUCAGGUGCAGACGUUGAUGGACAGGAUGACACGUGAGAGGGAGGAGGAGUCCGAACACCUCAAGAGCAAAUAUGAGCAGCUGCAGGCUGACCACACCAGCUCAGAGAUGACCAUCUCCCAGCUGAAGGCAGAGUUAGAGAAGGGACCUCAGGAGGCAGCUGUGUACACCCAGCAGAUUCACCAACUCCAGAGCUCUCUGAACAACCUGCAGCAACAGAGCCAGAUGCUUUCAGAGAAGCUGCUGCGCAGGGAGAAGGAGUUUCAGGAGCUGGAGGAAGGCCUGAGGGCCGAGCAGGUCUCCAAGAAGACAGCCCAGGCCAGCCUGCACCAGAGGGAGCUGGAGGUGCAAGAGCUCCAGGCCCGGGCAGUGAGUGCCGAGGCCAGCCUGCAGAGAGCCCAGGCAGAGCUGGCGGAGCGGGGGGAGGAAGCUGAGAGGCUUCGAAGGGAGUUUGCUGAGCUGGAGGCCAAGCACAGGGAGGUGAAGACUGAGAGGAAGCAGCUGCAGCAGCAGAGGGAGGAGAGGGAGAGCCAGGGCCUGGCGCAGCAGAGUGAGGUCUGCCAGCUGCAUGCUAAGCUGCUGGAGGCGGAGCGGCAGUUGGGGGAGGUGCAGGGCCGUCUGAAGGAGCAGAGGCAGCUCUCUGGGGAGAAACUAAAGGACCGUGAGCAACAAGCCGCCGACCUGCAGAUCAAACUGUCCCGCUCAGAGGAACAGUUGAAGGAGAACAGCAGUAAGACAUUGGACCUGCAGCACCAGCUAGAGAAAGCUAAGCAGCAACACCAGGAGCUCCAGGGCCUGCAGCAGAACACCAACACCAAGCUCAGAGAGGCACAGAAUGACCUGGAGCAGGUGCUGCGUCAGAUCGGGGACAAGGACCAGAAGAUCCAGAACCUGGAGGCCCUGCUGCAGAAGACCAAGGACAGCGUGAGUCAGCUGGAGGCCGAGAGGGAGGACCUGGUGGCCAAGAUUCAGGCCGGGGAGGGAGAGACGGCUGUGCUCAACCAGCUUCAGGAGAAGAACCACACACUACAGACGCAGGUCAUACACCUGACAGACAAACUGAAGAACCAAUCAGAGAGCCACAAGCAGGCCCAGGACAACCUCCACAAGCAGGUGCAGGAGCAGAAGACCCUUCUGCGGGCGGCACAGGACCAAGCCCAGGCUGUGGAGACCUCUAUAAAGGAAGUGAACACCCAGCUGACCGAGAGCAGGGAGAAGGUGGCCCAACUGGACACGCAGUUGAAGGCUAAGAUCGAGAUGCUGCUGUCGGCCGAGGCAGCCAAGGCAACCCAGAGAGUAGACCUGGAGAACCACCUGGAUACAGCCCAGCAUGCACUACAGGACAAGCAGCAGGAGCUGAGUAAGAGCCUGGCGUGUGUGGAGGAGCAGGGCCGGAGGCUGCAGGCGAGACAGGAGCAGUGUGGCCAGCUGGAGGCCAGUCUGAAGGAGGUCAAAGACAAACUACUGAUCUCAGAACAGCGCUUAGAGCAGCUGGAGGUGCGGGCCAAGAAAGCGGAGGCGGAGGGGGUGGAGCUGCGUGCUGACAGGAAGCAGGCCCAGCAGGAAGUGCAGAAGCUCCAGAAGCAGGAGUCGGAGGUCAAGGGAAAGCUGAAGGAGCUGGGUUGCCUAUUGGAGACUGAGAAGUCUGGAGCUGCUGCGUUACAGGUGGAGCUGAAGAGAAAAACCUCCUCCCUGAGUGACACGCGACAGCAGCUGGAGCAAUGUGAGCAGGAGAAGACCUCCCUCCAGGCCAACUUGGUCAAGCUAGCCCAGGAGGGGCAGGCGCAGCAGGCAGAGCUGGACAGGAAAGCCCAGGGCUUGGCCAGAGAGCUCCAGACGGCCCAGCAGGAGAAGGAGGCCCAGGGGAAAGAGCUGGUGGCGGUCAAGGAUGGCCUGGCUAAGGCCUCCAAAGCCAUGAAGGACAGCCAGAGCCAGCUGGACAAGGAGAGGAAGAGCAGCAAGGCAGUUCUGGAGGAGAAGGAGAAGUCCCAUGAGAAGGCCAGACGAGAGCUGCUGAAGGCCACAGAGGCCACCACAAAGGAGAUGGCAGAGGUCAAAGGGCAGCUGGAUAAGAUCAGAGAGGUAGAAAAAGGGCUGAAUAUGCAGCUGACUGCAUUAACAGAACAACACACCAAGACCCAGGAGGCCCUGAAAGAGAAGGAGAAGGGGGUGCAGCAGCUACAGGCACAGCUGACGACAGCCCAGGGGUCCUUCAGCCAGGAAAAGAAGAAGCUGGAAAGCCAAGUGACCGAGCUGCAAGGAUCACAUGCCAAGAAGGCUGAGGAGGAGGGUCAUCUGAGGGAACAGGUGUCAGGCCUCGGCCAGGAUUUGAGCUCUGAGAGGACCAGGACCACUGAGCUGCAGGAGGUUCUAGAGCAGAGUCAGCUAGGCCUGGUCAAGCUGCAGUCUGACUACUAUGGCAAGGAGUCAGAGUUGUCAUCUCUCAGACAGGACCUCAAGGCGUCUGAGGAGAGGCUGGCCCUGUCCCAGGAGGAGUUAUCUGCUAACCGGAUCCAGCUGACUGGUCUGGAGGGGCAGGUGCAGGAGGUAAAGGCUGCCAGGGCCUCCCUGGAGCAGGAGCUGGCUAAACGGGACCAGAAGCUUGGCCAGCAGGAGACGGCCCUCAAAGAGUUGCAGAAACAACAGGGUGUGACCCAGGAGGAGCUGCAGAAGGAGAGGAGCAGAGCAGAGGAGCUGAGCCAGACUAAGGCUGCCCUGGAGAAGGACACAACCAGACUGAGCUCUGAGCUGAAGGCACUCGGGGAGAGGAGUGACAAGGAGUUGAGGGAGCUGCGGGAAGCCAAGCAACUGUUGAUCCAGCAGAAGCUGGAGAUGCAGGGCCGGGUGGAAGAGGUGCAGGCAGCCCUGGAGCAGGAGAAGACCCUGCACCAGGCCACCAGAAACAGUGUUACCCAGAGAGAGGAGAAGCUAUGGGCAGAGACCCAGGAGAUCCAGGCCCAGCUGGCGUCAGAGCGUAAUGCUCAUGAGGGGCAGGCGAAGCGGGGGGAGGAGGCGGAGGCGCGGCUGGGCCUGCAGGUGACGGCGCUCAACGAGAACGUGGCCACGCUGAAGAGGGAGUGGCAGGGGAGUCAGCGGCACUGCGGCGAUCUGGAGAAGCAGACGGAUGAACUGCGGGGCGAGAUUGCCGUGCUGGAGGCCACCGUGCAGAACAACCAGGACGAGAGGCGUGCGCUGCUGGAGAGGUGUGUGAAGGGUGAGGGGGAGAUGGAGAAACUGCAGGCCAAAGUAGUGGAGAUGAGGAGGAAACUGGAUGAUACGACAGCCGCCAUGCAGGAGCUGGGCAGAGAAAACCAGUCACUACAGAUAAAGCAGUCACAGUCUCUGACCAGGAAGUGGGCAGAGGACCACGAGGUACAGAACUGCAUGGACUGUGGGAAGGGCUUCUCUCUCGCCAUUAGGAAGCACCACUGCAGACACUGUGGCAACAUCUUCUGUGCAGAGUGCUCCGCCAAGAACGCCCUCAUACCCUCAUCCAAGAAGCCUGUGCGGGUUUGUGAAACAUGCUUCGAAGAUCUCCAGGCCUGACACCCCUCUUCCCCCCACCCCCUCCCCCCAGUAGCCCAGCAACGGCAUGUCUCAUGAUGUCCAUUUUCUAUGUGCAUUCAUCUGGACUGAGGAACCAACACCAGUCUCUCUGUGAACCCCAUUGGACCAUGUGAAGCAAACAUACCUACUGAGCUUUGGAGAGGAGUAACCUGGUGAUGGGAGUGCAGAAGAAGUGGCCAGUCAACAUGGUGGCCGAUGUGGGUUCAGCAGGUAUCUCGACGUCACACAAGAAGAUGGGAACAUAAUGGAAGAAGCACUGCAGACAUUUCUGAGCUAUGUGAUGGAAUAGGCCGCAUCUGUAUAGUGCCUUUGCUGCUCCUGACCUGAAGUCGACAUGUCAGUCGGUCAGACAGAGUAUGGUAACAGGGAGAGCUCAACAGCAACAUCCAUUACACCACACAUCUAGCUAGAACGGCGGCCAUCUUGGUUUGGCAUUGUUUUCAUCUUGAGCAUUAACAAGACAGUUGACUGUAAGUUGGGUCUUGAAGGGUUGUACCGACUAACGGGUUAAGUUAACGAAAGGAUAUAGUUACCUUGAAAGGUGGAAAGCAGUGGUUAUUUGUUUUAGAAGUAUUUUGUUCACGACCAAAGAAUGUCUAACUGGAGGAGUCCAACAGUCCUGAGAGAUGGCCAUGAUAUGAAGCUAAAUGGAAAGCCUGGAUUUUUCAUACCUUUAUUUCUUUUCAAUGACUUUUUAAAUCUAGCUGAAAGCUUUGACUCAUAAGGUCAUACAUUUUAUCAAGAAUUCAGACAUGCUUGAUAUACAUCCGAAUGUUUUAUUUUUUUUCAAUGCUGCUCAUCUAUCUACAAAACGGAAGAACUUUUGUUUUUCACUGUCCACGUGGUUGGUUGCAUGUGCUUUUUCUGUCGCCUGUAUCCCAUUCAACAUCCUGACUACUGCAGGGGCUGUGUGUGCUCUGCUUUGAAGCAGCAGCAAUAACUGUCCACGUGUAUCUGGUGUGUGUGUGUGUAUAUGUGGUGCUUUAGGAAUGAAUGUGUAUCAGUAUGUGUAGGGGCUGCAGUGUUGUCAGUCUGCAUGGUGACUGUUUAAACCUUCUCUUAAGACACUUUUGUCCAUGUCGGUGUUGAUUUACACUAAUUGCUAACUCUUUACAACCCGUCAAAAACAGCACUGAUAACACUUUUAAAAAAUCUGGUCCUCAUUCAAGUAUUUUUUUGGGUGAUUCUCAUGAAACUAGUCAUCUGUAGCAAAUAUCAACUAUCAUUCUGAAGACAAAGUCCAGUUUUUGGCAGUCUUAUUUGAAAUAAAGUUUUCACCCCAAAUUCAUCUGUAUUCAAUUCUGAGGUAAUUUUAUGCUAGUUGAAGUGGACAUGUCUCAUUACCAUAACACUUUCAAGUUUCUGUAAAAACUCAAAUGUUUUUAAAUAAACUUUUAUUCACUCAUGAUGCAUCAUCUUGAGCAGGGUUUCCCAAAGUCGGUCCUGGGGCCACCCCCCGGGUGCACGUUUUGGUUUUUGUCCUAGCACUAUACAGCUGAUUGAAAUAAUCAAAGCAAACGAGCUCCCAGAGGCCCCAGGACCGACUUUUGUCCCCACUUGGUCUUCUCAUUACUGAUUUGGCUAAAAAGCUCAAAUUGGGAAAAAUCAGAACCAUUACCUUAAACAUGGAGGCAUGAAUGGGCUUUAGUGAUGUGGUCAAUUGUUUGCUGACUCAUAAUGGCUGUCUCCUAUUAUUUGCAGAUUGAGGUAAGGGCCUCUCAUUACCAAAACAAAUGUCUCAAUAAAUGUGGGGUGUAAAAACCCUGUUUAAAUUACUUUUAAGCCACGAUCAUCCGUUUGUGUUUCAGCAAAGAGCAACCCCACCACAAAGGAGAAUAUCCCCAAUUUUGACAUGUGUACCUGUUUUUCACACUAACCUAUACUGUUCAAUAUCCCAAGACAGUUGUCGUUCCACGUAUUUAGAUGCUUUAUAGGCAUAUUAUGUUAUGCCGUUUGCCCAUAGGAUCCCAUUCAUUCCAGAAAUACAUCUUUAAUAAAAUGUACAACCACAAAUAUCCACGUCCUAAUACACCAAUAUUACCUGUAAAGACCUUGGAGAAGUCUUUUUUUGCAGUUACGUUUAAGUCCGCUUUUGAAAAUACAUGCAUAUAAUUACAGUACUUAUACUGAAAUAAGUGCUAUUUUAGUCCAUCACACUAAAAUCAGUGAUUUUAGUCCUAUGCAAGGAUUAUUUGGGAUUAACAAAUGAUGAAACUGAUUUGUUGGGUUACUGAAUCUCUGGUAGAGAUCAGUACAGGUUUUUCAAUGGCAAAUUAUGCAACACUAAUUUCCGAAACCUGCUCAUCAUUACCGUAACGCGGAAAUAUUAGGACACAUUUAUGCAAUUGUGUCUUGAUCUGAUGUGUACGUAAAUUAAAUAAAACAAUUUGAAUGUAUACAUAUGUUAUUGAUUCAAAAAGGUUGUUACUGUAAUAUUUCCCGAAAUACAUUUUAAAUGUUUAACUCAGGCCUUUUCAUUAGGGAAGCAAUGUUAAAAAUAUUAUAAAUUGAUUUGUUUUACUAUUUGGGAGUUUAAAAAGUGUUGCGGUAAUGAGAAUUGUUGCAUUGGUAGUUGUAAAACGCAUUAUCUGAUCAAAAAACAAGACUAAUUAUGAGAUAGGAAAGUACAUAUCCUAAUCUCGGUGAUCCAAGAGGACAUUUAUUUUUUAAAUGUCAGUUUCAUGAGAAUGACCCUAAAAACAGUGCCUUCAGAAAGUAUUCACACCCCUUGGGAUUUUCCACAUUUUGUUGUUAUAAAGUGGGAUUAAAAUAUUUAUUUGUAUUUUUUUGUCAACGAUCUGUCAAAGUGGAAGUAAAAUUCUAACGUAUGUAAAAACAAUUAUGAAAAAUAAAACUAUCUUGAUUACAUAAGUAAAGAACCCUGAGUCAAUACAUGUUAGACUCACCUUUGUCAGCGAUUUAAAGCUGUGAAUCUUUCUGGGCAAGUCUCUACGAGUGUUAAACACCUGAAUUGUAGAAUAUUUGCUCAUUGUUCUUUUAAAAAUGAUUCAAGCUCUGUCAAGUUGGUUGUUGAUCAUUGCUAGACUGCCAAUUUAAGUCAAAACUGUAACUAGGCCACACAGUAACACUCAAUGUCGUCUUGGUAAGGAACUCUGUAUAUUUAGCCUGGUGUUUUAGGUUAUCGUCCUGCUGAAAGGUGAAUGUCUUCCAGUGUCUGUUGGAAAGCUUUGCCGAAGAUUAGCAUACCCAUAACUUGAUGCAGCCACCACCAUGCUUGAAAAUACUCAGUGAUGCAUUGUUUGAUUUGCGCCGAACAUAACUUUGUCCUGAUUACAAAGUGUUAAUUUAUUUGCCACAUUUUUUAGCAGUUUUACUUAAGUCCCUUAUUGCAAAACAGGAUGCAUGUUUUGGAAUAUAUUUAUUCUGUACAGGCUUCCUUUUCACUCUGUCAUUCAGGUUAGUAUUGUGGAGUAACUGCAAUGUGGUUGAUCCAUCCUCAGUUUAUCACAGCCAUUAAACUCACUGUUUUAAAUUCACUUUCCUUCCUCUCCGGAAACAGAGUUAGACCCGUAUCUCUGUAGUGACGGGGUGUAUUGAUGCACCAUCCAAAGUGGAAUUCAUAACUUCACCAUACUCAACGGAAUAUUCAAUGUCGGCUUUAUUUUUUACCCAUCUACCAAAUAGGUGUCCUUUAUUGCGAGGCAUUGGAAAACCUCCCUGGUCUUUGUGGUUGAAUCUGUGUUUGAAAUUCACUGCUCAACUGGGGUCCUCACUGAUAAUUGUAUGUGUGGGGUACAGAGAUGAGGUAGUCAUUCAAAAAGUGUUAAACACAUUGUACACAGAGACCAUGCAACUUAUGUAAAUGGUUAAGCACAUUUUUACUCAACUUAUUUAGGCUUGCCAUAACAAAGGGGUUGAAUACUUGACAUUUCAGCUUGUAAUUUUUAAAAACCUAAUUCCACUUUGAAAUGGUGGGGUAUCGUGUGUAGGCCCGUGAUUAACUCAAUACAUACAUUUUAAAUUUAGGCUGUAACACAAUGUAGAAAGUCAUGGUUUGUGAAUAUUUUCUGAAGGCACUGUACUGAUUUGAACUGUUCCUGCACUGUCUGGUCAAUCCACAGUAAAUGAUAAAGGCUCUUAGUUGAAAGAC
Oncorhynchus mykiss (rainbow trout) is the source of this 8462-nucleotide messenger RNA. RefSeq names its product early endosome antigen 1 (gene eea1). Gene Ontology annotation, biological process: endocytosis. Gene Ontology annotation, cellular component: early endosome. The record is from RefSeq and is a predicted model, not a curated record. Gene Ontology annotation, molecular function: metal ion binding; 1-phosphatidylinositol binding. Lineage: Eukaryota; Metazoa; Chordata; Actinopteri; Salmoniformes; Salmonidae.